AUGUCUUCCCACGUCCUCAGCAGCCGCGACGUCAACGCGCAAAUCAAGCCUGCCGCGCCUUCUGAGCCCAAGAGCAUGGAGUACCACCGCCAGGUGCUUGAGUCACGUAUGAAGGACGAGCAAGCACAGAAGUACGUCUCUCCGUCCGAUGAGAUCCAGUCGCCGGCCACCCAGAAGCUCAGCAACUUCCGCAACAAGAACAUGAUGAAGAAGUCAAAGCCACAGACGCUCUUCCAGAAGACAAGCACAAAGAGCUUCGAGGCGGCCAAGGGCCAGCCCAUGUUCGCCGACAUCCCCAAGAAGGCCGACCAGACGACCAACGAGGCAUAG
Messenger RNA from Ascochyta rabiei, 330 nucleotides. RefSeq lists its product as uncharacterized. The record is from RefSeq and is a predicted model, not a curated record. NCBI's taxonomy places the organism in Eukaryota, Fungi, Ascomycota, Dothideomycetes, Pleosporales, Didymellaceae. The transcript is spliced from 3 exons. Bases 1 to 330 code for a protein of 109 amino acids.